Molecule: messenger RNA, 849 nt
Organism: Pangasianodon hypophthalmus (striped catfish)
Lineage: Eukaryota; Metazoa; Chordata; Actinopteri; Siluriformes; Pangasiidae
Gene: ube2c
Product: ubiquitin-conjugating enzyme E2C
Exons: 7
Coding region: 173-691 (172 amino acids)
Source: RefSeq, a predicted model, not a curated record
GCUGGAAGAUCUUCCUUUACACAGGAAUGUGUCUGAAACACGGACAGAAAUCGACUAUCAAGAAGUAAAUCGAAAGCUGAUAAAAAAAUAAAGGGUGCUAGGGUUCGCCAGUUAGCCAAACUGAGCUUUUUAAAUGUUAAAUUAAAGAACCUCGAGAGCAGACUUUAAAGCCAUGGCCUCUCAGAACCUGGAUCCUGCUGCAGCUUCUUCUACAGCCGCCUUAAAAGGAAACGAAACAGCCGGAAGUGUGUCGAAGGGCUCCGUUAGUAAGAGGCUUCAGCAAGAGCUCAUGACGCUCAUGAUGUCAGGAGACAAGGGAAUUUCAGCAUUCCCAGAGUCUGACAAUCUCUUCAAAUGGAUUGGCACGAUAGAUGGCGCACAGGGAACAGUGUAUGAAGGUUUGAGGUAUAAGCUGUCAUUGGAGUUUCCUAGUGGAUACCCCUACAACGCUCCUCGGGUGAAAUUCAUCACUCCUUGCUUUCAUCCAAAUGUCGAUGAGAAUGGGUUUAUUUGCUUAGACAUUUUGAAAGAGAAAUGGUCUGCUCUCUAUGACGUUCGAUCCAUUCUGCUGUCCAUUCAGAGUUUACUUGGAGAACCCAACAAUGAUAGCCCUAUGAACUCUGCAGCUGCAGAAUUAUGGGAUAACCAGGAAGCCUUCAAAGCCCAUUUGCACUCAACCUACAAGAAUUGACCGACAAAAUUGGGCACUCCUGCCUCUUCUCUUUUAUCUCACUGUGUGACCUCAUUUCUUUAUUUUUGCCCAUGACUAUGUAAAUUUAAAUGCUGAGUCUGUUUCUGUACAAUAUUUGUAUGUUGAAUAAGCCUGUCUCAAUAAAAUGCCAUUCAGUA